Messenger RNA from Prorocentrum cordatum, 1448 nucleotides. NCBI's taxonomy places the organism in Eukaryota, Dinophyceae, Prorocentrales, Prorocentraceae. The record is from the annotation of a GenBank genome assembly.
GCUCAGCGGCCAGCCCUCCCAAAACGUGCCGUGUACUAACAGAGACCCUUGCCCUGCCCUACAUGCAAGUGCAGAUGGGUGGGUCCAGAUCGAGGCCGUUUGUUUCAUCGAUGGGUUGGCGCAGUCACCGCAGUUUUCGUCAGCAUGUUUAUCAUCCGUAGCCAGCUUCGCUGGCACAAGCCACUAUCGCAUCGUUCCGUUACGGUACACGAUAAUGCCUUAGUCAGGCAUACAUCCAUAUUUGCUAUGCGCUGCGUGGUGUUGUUCCAUGCUUUCUGGAUUUCAAGUGGAUUGUUCCUGCAGGGAUCUCAAAGGCCAGGUGAUUGGGUAGGGCGAUGUGCACAACGCUGUUCUAUGAAAGUUGACCGUGCGUGUAGCGAAAAUUACAGCGGUGCUUGGGAUAUGAGCGUAUGCGGCGGGUGGGCACCUGAAAAUCUGCAAAAUGGUAUUCCGAGCGACUAUGCAAGCAUGCUGCGCGUUGCCAAAGGCAGCUUGGAUAAGCUGGGUCAGGCUUUUCGAACACGUGCUUCUGGCGAUAUGUUGUGUUACGGCGCCGUGAACUCGGAAGAAACGUUUGAACUUGCCCGGAAGGUAGGCCAACUGUGUGAUGAGUACGUGUUUUUCAGCAAUUUCAGCAAUCCCGAUCUACAUGUGAUAAAAAUAAUGGAUGGCUCAAUGCACGCACCUCAGGGCGGUAAUUUUAUUUCUUCGCUCAACACACCUGUGUUUCUUCCAAUCUUUCGAUACGUUGCAACACAGUUCGCCAAGCGGUACAAAUGGUUUGUAAAGUAUGACAUGGACACCGUCUUUCAACCUGACAAGUUACGAGCAGCGUUGGCACAGCAUGAUCAUGCAGUACCGGGCAUCGUCUUCCCCACUGGAAUGGGCCCUGGAGCGAUCCACAUUGCAUCGCAAUCAGCAAUGGCUCAAUAUGCUGUACAACACACAUCUUGCGAAGACGAGCUGGGGGAGUUUCUUCCUGCUGAAGACGUGUAUUUCAACCCAAUGAUCUGGCACGAAAAUGGAGUCUGGCCGAACGCUUGUAAUUGGAGCAAUGCAGCUUUUACGCUUCCCGAGGAAUUUCAGGGGCGCAAUCUCGAGCCAUGCGAAUUGGAUGCAAUAGCUCAACGAGCUUCUCAGGUGACCCAUGUGGAAGCGAUGCAAAUGGAGACGAGUCAAGAGGCUUGCAAUUUCAGUAUUGAUGAUGUUCGAUCACGCCUAUUUGUACAUAAUGUGAAAAGCCGAGAUGCGUACGACGCCCUUCUAAAUAUCUAAACAUUCUGUCGUAAACUGCGCGGCAUCGUGAUCCUCGGACCGCGGAAUUCUCCUGAUCACGACAGGUCGUGACCGUGGGGGCGUGUAUCCGGCUGCGUUUCGCAGAGAGGGUGUCCGUGGCAGCGUGGACCCUUCCUGCCCGGACCCCUCCGCGCCGUGAGGGCGCACCGGCG